CGCGCGCCGCUCGUCAUGGCCGGCUGGACCAAGACCAAGACCUACGAUUCCCACCACUUCGACUCCGGAGCUUGGGAUGUCGUCAAACCCCGGGACGACGACAUCGUCAUUGCUACGGCCUACAAGGCGGGAACCACCUGGAUGCAGCAGAUCGUCGCGCAGAUCUUGUUCAACGGCGAACCCCCCGCCGCGGUGGGUGAGCUCUCUCCGUGGGUCGACCUCCGCGUCCCGCCCCGUGAGGUCAAGGAGGGCAUGGUCGAAGCCAUCCCCGGCCGCAGGUUCCUCAAGACGCACCUGCCGACCGAUGCGCUCGACUAUAACCCGAGCCAAAAGUACAUCUACGUCGCUCGGGACGGACGUGACGCGUUCAUGUCUCUCAUGAACCACUACAAGUUCGGCAACGAGAUGUGGUACGGCGCGCUCAACGAGUCCCCAGGCCUCGUCGGCGCCAAGCUCCCCGCCUGGGAGGAAGCCUGCGAGGGCAAGGAGGGCGACGAGGCGAUCCGAGCCGUGUUCGACAAGUGGCUCAACACGCCGUGGGGAGAGCACCCGUGGGAGAAGGACGGGUGGCCCUUCUGGUCGCUCUUCUACAACAUGAAGACCUGGUGGGACGCCAAGGACCUUCCCAACGUCCUCAUGGUGCACUUCACCGACCUCAAGAAGGAUCUCGCCGGUCAGAUGCGUCGCAUCGCCGACUUCAUCGGCGUCCCCGUCGACGAAGCCAAGUUUGACGCUCAGGUUCACGCUUGCACCUUCGAGGCCAUGAAAGGCAACGCCGCGGCGGUCGCCCCACUCGGCGGCGCGAUGUGGAAGGGAGGCGCGGACACGUUCAUCAAUAAGGGUACCAACGGACGGUGGGUCGGUGUGCUGACCGACGAGCAAGUCGCCGCCUACGAGAAGGCUGCGCAGGAGAGGCUCGGCGGCGAAUGCGCCAAGUGGCUCGCGGCUGGCGGAGACAUCUGAGAGUUUUGAGACCUCUGAUGAGAGUUUUGAGACAUCUCACAGGAGAGAUCCGAUCAUUUUUUUCGAUUCAAUCGUCAUCGUCUAACCGGUGGCGGCCUUUGAUAUCGUCAGCGCGGCGACCGCGAGCAGCAGCGUCGUCAUCGCCGCCUGCAGAAACUCCCUGCUCGCAACCUGCAGGAUCCUCGCCCCCGUCGCCAUGCCGACGAUGGCGCACGGCGCGAUGAGCAGCGUCAGCCCCACGUCCGGCCGGACGCCCGUCGCCGACAUGGAUAUCACCGCGGCGGUCACCAGACACGCGGCCAGGACCGAGGCGCACCCGACGAUCACCUUCCUGCUGAUCCGCUCGUCCCCCUUCCACGUGAGCAAAAUCGGGAUGAGAAUGAGCGGCCCGCCCGUGCCGGUGAGAACCGAGGCGCAACCGAUAAACAAACCCAUCGCCGCGAGUAUCGCCAUCUCCCGCUCGGUCACGUUCCAUCGCAGAUCCUCCGGUAUGGAGUCGGCGCUCAUGUAGGCGGCGGCGACGCGCUCGCGAAACGUCAUGUUAGGCGGUGGCGGCGCCGAGAUCUCGAGUUUCACCACCACGGCUUCUUCGACGCCGGCUUCGCCGUCGGCGCCCCGCUUGGCGUCAUCGCCCCGGGGGCUCGACGCCGUCUCGUUUGUGGGCGAGUCGCCCGGCUCCUCGAUCCGUCGUCCAUCCUCCGCCCGUCGCUCCCCGCGCUGCUUCAUCUUCCUGCUGUAGAGCUCCCACGCGUCCCUCGCGCCCGCGAGGGCUGCGAAAACCCCGACGAGGUACGUGAGCGCCCUCCGGGGUGACGACUCGACCAGCACCCCGCCGAUCGCCGCUCCUAUCGCGGCGGUCGAGCCGCAGCUCAGGGCGGCGCGCCAGGGUAUCAAGCCCCUAAUCCGACCCAGCACCAGCAGCUUCGCGCACGCGGCGGGCAUGAACGCGAUGUAUAUGGACGCGAUGCCCACCGCCGGCUGGACGCCCACCACCAGGAGCGCGGGAAGGAUCACCACCCCGCCGAUUCCCACCGCCCCGAUGAGCAGAGCGCCGAUGCCGCACGCGAGGAUGACUAGGACCAGCUCCCCGGGCCCCAUGUCCGACACCAAGGUAUCGGACGACAUCGUCGCGAACCCUCCCCCCUCUCCACGUCG
Micromonas commoda is the source of this 2118-nucleotide messenger RNA. RefSeq lists its product with no specific name. The transcript has a single exon. NCBI's taxonomy places the organism in Eukaryota, Viridiplantae, Chlorophyta, Mamiellophyceae, Mamiellales, Mamiellaceae. Bases 16 to 963 code for a protein of 315 amino acids. The record is from RefSeq and is a predicted model, not a curated record. Gene Ontology annotation, molecular function: sulfotransferase activity. Gene Ontology annotation, cellular component: cytoplasm. Gene Ontology annotation, biological process: sulfation.